AUGCUCAGCAACAUCUUCACCCCUUUCGUGCUGCCUUCCAUGGUGCAUCUGCCCUGUGCCUCCGGCCCAGUCGUUGACUCUGGCACCAUGUUCGGUUCCGACUUUGGCAGCAGCCUUCAUGGAGUCGAUGCACCCAUCUCCCACGCCUGCACCAUUGUUGACGUCGACCUUGAUGCAGACACCUAUGGCCCUGCGACCAUCAUGGUGUUCCAGGCUCUUGCGCAGUACCAGAUAGACAUUCCGCAGCACAAAGACCUGAAUUUGAAUGUUACUAUUCUCCUGCCACGCCGUGUGAGUCCAAUAAAGUACAACAUCUUAAAUCACAACGCUCUGGUGGCCCGAACAGCAGAGGUGAACAAAUGGAAUGAAGACUUCACUGUGAAGGCGGAAGGAACUGGACAAGGGACCUUAACCGUAAUGACAAUUUAUAAUGCAAAGCUACAGGAGGAUGAAUCUCAGUGUAAGAAUUUUGACCUGAGGGUAUCGGUCGAAGAAGCCCGGGGCGUUAAGAAGCCAGAAGGAGCCAUGCGUUCAGUCUAUAUUAAAAUCUGCAUCAGGUUCCUCGGUGUGGUUGAUGCCACAAUGUCCAUCAUCGAUGUCUCCAUGCUCACUGGCUUCUCACCAGACGUGGAAGAUCUUAAGAGACUUUCCCAAGGGGUCGACAGAUACAUUUCCAAGUUUGAAAUCGACAAAGCCCCAUCCGACAGAAGCAACCUCGUAAUCUAUGUGGACAAGGUUUCUCACAGAGAGGAUGAAUGCCUGCAGUUUAAAGCUCACCAGUUUUUCGAAGUUGGUCUCAUUCAGCCGGCAUCCGUCACAGUCUACGAUUAUUACACCAUAGAUGACCGGUGCACCAAGUUCUACCACCCGUCUAACCAGAGCGGGCUCUUCAGUAAGAUCUGUUAUGGGGACGUCUGCCGUUGUGCAGAAGAAAGCUGCUUCAUGCAGCAGAAGACAGAGGAUCCCAUCACUCUGAACAAGCGAAUGGAGGAAGCCUGUGAACCUGGAGUGGAUUAUGUGUAUAAGACCAGGCUUGUUAGCAGUGAAGAAGCGGGCAGUUCUGACUACUACACCAUGAAAAUUUUGGAAAUCAUUAAAGCAGGGACUGAUGAAAAUCAAGAAGGAAAAACCCGCCAAUUCAUCAGUCACAUAAAAUGCAGAGAGUCUCUGAGGCUGGAGCGUAACAAAGACUACUUGAUCUGUGGACUCAGCACCGACUUGUGGUCCAGGGAAGCUGAGCUAUCCUACAUCAUUGGCAAGGACACCUGGAUCGAGAAGUGGCCCAACGAGGACGAAUGCCAGAAGCCGGAUUUCCAGAACCUCUGCCAGGAAUUCCUUGAGUUCUCUGAAGCCAUGACCAUGUUUGGCUGCCCAACCUAAACUUGGACCCAGCUUUCCCAGCAGCCCCAAGGGGACAGUUUGAGCUGAGAUGGAGCAUAACCCUCAGGUGGAGACAGCUCCACUCAGAGUCCCAAUGCUGCUGACACUCGCCGCUAGCCCUGUCCUCUUUGGGGGUUUCACUCUUUUUUUUUCUUAUUGUUUCUCUCUAUAUAAAAGGCUGAAUUCUUA
Messenger RNA from Mauremys reevesii (Reeves's turtle), 1569 nucleotides. RefSeq names its product complement C3-like. Gene Ontology annotation, molecular function: protein binding. The transcript has 12 exons. Bases 1 to 1380 code for a protein of 459 amino acids. The record is from RefSeq and is a predicted model, not a curated record. Gene Ontology annotation, cellular component: extracellular region. NCBI's taxonomy places the organism in Eukaryota, Metazoa, Chordata, Testudines, Geoemydidae.